Molecule: messenger RNA, 672 nt
Organism: Diachasma alloeum
Lineage: Eukaryota; Metazoa; Arthropoda; Insecta; Hymenoptera; Braconidae
Exons: 3
Coding region: 1-672 (223 amino acids)
Source: RefSeq, a predicted model, not a curated record
AUGUACAAGAGGAUCGAGGAGUGCUGCAAGUAUCAGGGGCAGAUAAAAAAAUUAACGAAGACGAAGAGGAGGAAAAAGAAGGUGGUCGAUGUCGAUGAUGAAUGCAAGGGCAGAGGAGAUGAGAGCGCUCGGGGUGCAGUUAGGAGGAAAUUAACGCCUGUGAAGAGUCGAUGUGUAUCGGAAAUUGAGAGGAUAAAACCAUCCGUCAAUGUUAGAGAUCAAUACUCGUUUUCACGGCAUAUUCAAUGUGUCAUGGAUAGCUCGGCCAAGGAUUCAGGUUUAUCCAGGAGUUUUUAUGGGAUUUCCACGGCUGAUCGCGCACAAAAGAGAAAAGCGCGGAAAAAACCCUCGAAUAAAAUAAAACCCACGCGGAUGGAGGACACGAGGACAAGGGGAACCCAUGGAGUUCGAGAUUUGGACUCUAAAAAUGUCAGAUCAGUGAAAUUCAGGGGUAACGGACGGAAACAGGUUGCGGGGACCGAGGGUUCAACUGAUUCUGACUCGAGUUCCGAAUACGACGAGAUAUGUUCUUUUGAUAGCGACAUCAAUCUUUCUGGAGUGACCUUGACCGCCGAGGAUCAAGCUGCGGUUGUAGAGAACUACACAAAGGCUCAUACGUCUCUGACAAUUACUGGGAAUGUCAGCAAGUCCGGAGUGGUUGAAACUGCAUAA